UUCUAUUAACUAGGUUUAUGCGAAUAAUUAAAGCUUAACUUAGCUAGUCAAUAAUUAUCUAAUCUCACACACAAUUAGAAUUUGGACUUAGUCAGAAAUUUAUUCUUACUAGUGUACUUUAGAUACUCAGGUAAACUGAAGUAACAGGAUAUGAAAGUAUUACAUGAAGUACAGUCAUGAUCUGUUCUUAUCAAUGUUUCAUUUUUCUUAUCACACAUGGAAAUCCUAUUAGUGUUUUAAAAAUAUAUAAGAAUAUAGUAUAAUUUGUUAAACUUUACUAAAUAUAUCGGACUAUUAUACCGUCAUACUGUGUAAAAUUAAGUGGUAUAUUAAUAUUAUAGAGGUCUCUGUAGAGCUGUAUUUGAUUCGCAGAAAUAUUGCUAUUGCUAGAUACAUUUGGCCGUUGUUGAUCAGUGAAUUUACUUUUAAAGAAAACAAUAAUAAAUACUUUUACUACUUAAUAAAUUGUAUUCAUUUAAUUAUUUACUAAACUUUUAUAAGUAUGAUGGACUUUUAAGUUUCAAAAUUUUAGAUUAAGAAUAAUUUAUUUUAAAUCUUGUUAGUUGUACAUUGGUUGAAGUAUAAUCACUUAAUUUGUGUUGGUUUAAUAUAUUUUAAUUUCUUUUUGGCAUUUGCCUAUAUGAUUUUGUUUACAAAAAUGUUUCUUCAAAACUGGAUUGUUUUUAUUGUAUCAAUCCUAUCAUUUCAAAUAGUACAAGGUGCAGUAAUAGGACUUUAUGAUGAAACUGAUGAUUUAGUUAUAUUGGACAGCAAUAAUUUUAAUAAUACAUUGAUAAAUGGUAACAUAUCAUAUGUGAUAGAAUUUUACAAUGCAUAUUGUGGACAUUGCAUACGAUUUGCGAGUACCUGGAAAGAAUUUGGACUUGAAGUUUCUGAUUGGAGUAGUUAUGUACAAAUUGGUGCAAUUGAUUGUUCAGAUUCCAAGAAUAGUCAAAUAUGUCGUGACUAUGAAGUAAUGGCUUAUCCUACUGUGCGAUAUUUUCCUCCACAUCCUAAGUAUGGGGAUAUUGGAAUUGAUUUUUUAAGAUCUAUUAAGACAAAUGAAAUGAAAAAAGCACUAACCAAAAGUCUUGCUGAAAGUCAAAAAUCAGGAAAUAUAACUUAUUUGUGUGACCUUCAACCAUUUGAAAAAGGAACACUUUUGUCAGAUAAACAGUUUCUGUUUACAUUUGUAGUUGUAGAUGUUCCAGAAAAUGAACUUGCUAAUGAAUUAAUCAUUGAUUAUUGUGCAAUGAAAGAAAUUAAAAUUAUAUCAGUAUUAAGUACUAAUGAUAUUUUAAUUGAUCAAAUGAAACCAAAAAAAUAUCCUAGUCUGUAUCAACUUGUUAACGAUAAUUUAAUUUUUUUAACUAGUAGUUCAAAGAAAAAUGAAAUGGUCCAACACAUAAAUCAAAAAUUAAAUAAUGUACUUAAAUUUCUUCCAAAAUAUUUGGAUGUCUCUACUAAAAGUAAUGGUCUAUUACCUACUAGAGAAAAAAUAUUAGAUCAUAAUAUUGAUGUUGUGUAUUUAUCAGAUUUAGAAGCUACAUUAAGUUAUUCUUUAACUCAUGAAAUAGUUUCUCGAAGUAUUAUAUCUGGUGAAACAUUGUCAGCAUUAAAAAAUUAUCUUGAAAUACUUAGUAAAUUUUUUCCUUCUAACUCAAAGUCAAAAGGUAAAAAAUUUAUUAAAAUGUUAUGGGAAAAAAUUAUUUAUAAAAAAGAAAUAAAAGGAGAUGAUCUUAGUGAAAAUAUAUUAAGUUAUGAGUCAAAAUUAAAUCCAUAUACGACACAACGUGAAUGGAUUGGGUGCAGGGGAAGUCAACAUAUAUAUAGAAAAUAUCCAUGUGGAUUAUGGACUCUGUUUCAUACACUAACUGUACAAGCAGCAAAUAUGAACUUAAAUGAAUUCUCUGGAGUUGAUAUACUAGAUGGUAUUUCUGGUUAUGUUAAACAUUUCUUUGGAUGUACUGAAUGCUCUGAACAUUUUAUGCAAAUGACUACUACAAUGCAUGGCAAUGUCUCAACAUUUGAUGAUGCAGUGUUGUGGCUUUGGAAAGCUCACAAUCAAGUAAAUAAAAGACUUUCUGGUGACGUGACUGAAGACCCCUUGUUUCCUAAAGUACAGUUCCCUACUCGAGAACAUUGUAAAAAAUGUCAUUUUGACAAUAGCUUAGAAUGGAAUGAAAAGGAAGUGUUAUUUUAUCUUAAGAAUAUAUAUUCGGACAUUAAUAUGCUGCGUACAUCAAUCAACAAUUUUCCCAAUGAACCACCAAGUAAUCUUUGGGAUAGUCGACCAGUACAUGUGGUACAUAAUGAUUUCAAUGUACAUGAACAAGAUGAAUGGAAAGUAGAUAUAAACACUUGUAUGCUUUCAUAUAUACUUUCAUGCAGUGUUUUAAUAGUGUUAUUUUAUAUGUUAGUUAUUAAAAGGCAUUGUAGAAGAAAGAAAUCAAUUUUCUAAAAUGCUGAAAAAUCAAUUUUAUAAAUGUGAUAGAAUUAAUUGUAUAGAAUUUAUUAGCUAGUUAACAAAAAAGUUGUCGAUAAUUUGUUAAGCUAUAAGUUUUACUUCCACAAAACAUUACAAUUUUUGUUAAGAAAUAUGAACUAUUGAACAAGUUAUGUUUUAAAUAACAGCAUUUUUAAAAUUUUUAAAUGUACUAUUUCAUUAUUAAAAAUUCAAUUGUUUCUUUAA
Molecule: messenger RNA, 2692 nt
Organism: Daktulosphaira vitifoliae (grape phylloxera)
Lineage: Eukaryota; Metazoa; Arthropoda; Insecta; Hemiptera; Phylloxeridae
Product: sulfhydryl oxidase 2-like
Exons: 3
Coding region: 641-2461 (606 amino acids)
Biological process (GO): protein folding
Cellular component (GO): Golgi membrane
Molecular function (GO): flavin-dependent sulfhydryl oxidase activity; protein disulfide isomerase activity
Source: RefSeq, a predicted model, not a curated record